CAACACAUUGGUAACUGUCUCCCCCUCAGGACAAGCGCCCAAGGCCCCCCCGCUUCACCAUGCCCGAAGGAGCCCGCAGGGGCAGCUCCAAGGAAAGAGGCAACACAGCAGCCCCCAGGCCCUCCUCCACCUCCUCGCUGGCUGGAAUCGGGACCAAGAUGGCGUCCGACCCCAUUUUGGGCAGCUGCACCUCUGUGAACACGGUGUGUUCGGACAGCGACCGCCCGGUCAGCCUCAGCUCUUCGGCGUCUUCGGCCUCCUUGCAGGACGGCUCCAGCGCCUUCAGCAGCAGCGUCGGGCUGGGGGGCUGCCCCCCGCCUUACUCUCAGCAAAACGGCAGCGACAUCAGCCUGGACCUGACCCCCGUCGCCCUGCUGGACCGGCUGGCCGACAGCCCGGGCGACGGGCAGCCGUGCUGCGGCCGGGCCAAAGAGCGCCGGAUCAAGCUUUCCCACCUGGACCGGGUGGUGCUGGAGAUUGUGGAGACCGAGCAGGCUUACGUCCGGGACCUCAGGAGCAUCGUGGAGGAUUACUUGGGCUGCAUUAUUGACUGCGGACAAGUAUCUCUCAAACCGGAACAAGUUGGUGCUUUGUUCUGCAACAUUGAGGAUAUUUAUGAGUUCAACAGUGAGCUGCUGGAAGAUCUGGAGCGGAACACCAGUGCCCAUGCAGUUGCGGACUGCUUUGUGCAAAGGAGUGAAGAAUUUGAUAUCUAUACUUUGUACUGCAUGAACUACCCCAACUCUGUCUUGAUGCUUCGGCAGUGCAUGGAGGAUGACGCGCUGGCCAGAUUCUUCCGGGAGAGGCAGGCCACGCUGUCCCACUCGCUCCCGCUGGAGACUUACCUUCUCAAGCCGGUCCAGCGAAUUCUGAAGUACCAUCUGCUACUGCAGGAACUAGCCAAGCAUUACGACAAGGACAGCCCUGGCUACGACUCGGUGGAAGAGGCUAGCAUCACCAUGACAGCGGUGGCUUGGUACAUCAAUGACAUGAAGCGGAAGCAAGAGCACGCCACCCGGCUGCAGGAGAUCCAGGGGCUGCUGGUGGGCUGGACCGGUCCGCAGCUGGAGGCGUUUGGGGAGCUGAUCUUGGAGGGCCAGUUCCGGGUGCCGCGAGCCCGCAAGGAGAGGGUCUUCUUCCUUCUCAGCAAGGUCCUGCUGAUAGCCAAGCGGCGCGGGGAGGCCUUCGUCUACAAGAGCCACAUCUUUUGCUGCAACCUGGCACUGCAGGAGAAUACCAAGGACCUGCUGAGCUUCAAAAUCUCUGAUCUCUCCAUCCCGAAACAGCAACACACGGUCCAGGUGAGGAACCAGGAAGAAAAGCGACUCUGGAUCCAUUACCUGAAACGCUUGAUUGUGGAGAAUCACCCAGCAUCCAUUCCACAGAAGGCAAAGCAGGUCCUCUUGGAGAACAGCUUCCAGGGCUCCCCCGAUGUCCUCCUCAGCCCUGAGUCCCCCAAGAGGCCGCUGCCUUCUCCUCAGCUGGAUGAGUCCAGGGUCUGCAUUCGCAGUAGGCGGCAGUCAGAGCCCCCGGAAUCCAUGUAUAGUCCAGAGAGAGUCCGGCGAAGCUGCCCCAUUUUACUGCUAGAGAAAAGUGGCUCUUAUCGCCGUGGCCGCAGGCAGUCAGAACCAGCCAAGGAAUCCCAGGCCAUAUUUCAUCCAGCGAAUGCGGCCAGAUUAAAGCAUGCGGACAGCGAGGGGGACCUCUUCCCCGCCAGCGAGACCCUCCACUCCUCCGGCAGCCCCCACACGCUGGCCUCCGCCAAGCCGGGGGAGGAAGCUGAGCGCUCUGAUCCGGAAGCAGAGGAGGCCGAGGACUUCUCUCUGGCGCAAGAGCCCCUCACCACCAACCUCUCCAUCACCGAGGAGAUCCUGGAGCUGCUUAGCCAGCGGGGCCUGGACGCGGAAGCUGGGAGGGAAGGGAGGCUGUGGGGAGAAAACGGCUCGGGAGCCCCCAGCUUGGCUCUGCAGGACCAGCUCUCGCCCAACGAUGCCUUAGAAGAACUGGAGGAGAAAGCAGAGGAGGAGGAGGAGAACGGGGUCUUCCAGGAGGACGCCCCCCCUCUCCCUCCCCAAGGGAGCCCCCUCCAAGAACAGCUGCUCCCCAUGCUCCCUCACCCCUUUGGCAGCGACUCUUCCGAAGAGGAGGACCCGCAGCAGCCGCAGGAGUCGGCUGGUACAUCUCCGCUGCACGUCCUGGAAGAUCUCACCUCGGGGGAGCCCGGCAGCUCUGCCUGCACGGGGCAGGGGGCAGCCUGGGAAGAAAGCUGGGCCCCCGGCCUGCCCAGCCAGCCGUCCUCGUGCCUCCCAGCCUCACCAGGGGGCCGCGGCAGGGUGGAGGAGAGAGCCAAGGUGGACCCCUCCCUGACCAGGGAUGACUGGCUUCUGCUGGAGAAGGUCCAGAGCUACCACGAAAACGUGGACAGGGGCAAGAAGGGGCCAGGGGCUGCUGAGGAGGAGGGGGGCCCCCCUGUUCCUGCUGGGGUGGUGCGAGAAUCCGUCCUGCGGUUCAACAGCAUCUCAAAGCAGAAGGAGGCUCCAGGGGAGGGAGAGGGAGGAGCCCAGCUCAGAAGGCUCCGCCCCCCACCCAGCCAGGUGAGCUGGGGCCCAUCCUGCAACAGCCAACACCUUUCCAUCCCCAACAACUCCACGCGGAGUCGGCCACCCACAAGGAUCGAGCAAAACCAUUUGGACGGGGGCCGAUUCCCUGCGCAGCCCGGGACCCCUGAGGCUCAGGGGCAGGAGGCAGAGAAGGGGCAGCCCCAGCCCGGGGGCAUCCCCUCCAAUGCCCCCCACAAGGCUUUGGGGAGAGAGAGGAAGCCGCGGGAGCAGAAGAACGGGUUGGAGGAGGAUCCUGCUGAGCCCGGCUUCCUAUCGUGCGCAGAGAUCCGGAGGGCUUGGCAGGAGAAGGAGCGGAGCACCAGGGACCCCCCAAGGAAGGGGGGCCAGGGCGCGGGUCAGAGAGCCUUCUCCUCCCCCCCCGAAAGGCCCACGUGCGCAGAGCCCCUCUGCAUCGUGGAGGACUCGGACCUGGAGGACCCUCCCCGAGGUCCUGGCAGGGAUGCAGGUGGGGGCGUCCCCCCUGGGCUGCCGAGGGACAGGGGGGUGAAGGAGGCUGCCCCCGCCUCUGCGGCCUUCCUCCCCUCCAUGGACCUUUAUCAGGGCAACGGGGAGCCCUGCCUGCUGGAAAACUCGGAGCGGAUCCUCAGCAAAGUGCAAGCUUUGGCGAAGAUGUAUAGUGAGAAGAUCAGCCGGCUGAAAUCCCAGAAGUGGGGCUUGGAGAGGCCCCAGGGUGCCCACCCGAUGGCCCUGGGCAGGAGCCAGGUUGUCCUGCAGGAGAGCUGGCAAGGAGGAAGCAUCCCCCCGUGUGAGCCCCAAAUCUAUGGGCACGUCCUCAUCCAUGAGCCGCUCCAGGACGUGGUCGGCAUCCAGGAAAACACGCCGCUUGUUGCCGCCACUCGGGAAACUGCCUUUGUGCUGCGCAGCGACAGGCCCUUCCGGCUUCUUUCUCCAGAGAUCCUGGCCCCGCUGCAGCAAGAAUUGCAGCACCCUCUGCCCCCUUCCCUGGGGGUCCCCUCGGGGGGAGAGGAGACGCCAGUGGCUGCCACAGGGAAAAAAGACGGUGCAGGAUGCCCCAGGGGUCCCGUGUUGACAGGGUGCCCCGGGAACCCUUUGUCCACUGUGGCCCCCAGCCCAGAGAGGGGUCUUCCCUCCUCCUCUCAAUUGACGCCUGAGGCAGAGCAUGGAGGGCGGGGCGCCCACGAAGCACCACAUCCUCCCGAGCCCGGCCAGAAGAGGGAGGGGGGCGGUCAGCCUUCGCAGCCGAGGCUGCACCCCGAGGUCUCAGUGGGAACAGGGCAGGCCCGCCCUGCCCUCCAGCCGCAGUGGCGUCUCAGUGACCACGAGGCAGAAAACACUUCCCCCUCUUCCAAGCCCGCUGAGGAACCGAAGGCCAGGAUGCCCGGCCGCUCUGCUUUCUACCCACUGGAGGGGACACCGACCCUGGCACAGGGCAGGGGCUGCUCCCACCCAGGCACCAAGGAGAGAAGCAGUUCCCCUGCUUUCUCAGACCAAGAGCCAGCGGGGUGCAGCCGGGAGGCCUCUGGAGCAUCAGCCGGGGAUCCCCACUGGGGCGCCCCAAAUUGUCCUGCUGCUUCUGAACCCACCAAGGCCACCCAGCCCCUGCCACUGGACUCCUGCACAGAGGGGUUGCCCUCCACUCUGGGUGCCCGGACCCAGGAGCCCCCCUCUGCCGCCACCUCUGAUUUCCCGGCCAGGGUGGAGUCUCCGGCCUGCAUCGCGGGGCAGUGCCCGAGUGUGCCACUCCCCAAGUUUCUUCCCUCCUCACCGGUCCGCCGGUGCCUCUCUUCCAGUGCCGCUGCCAUUUCCAGGUACCUCGCCGCCUCCUGCAUCACCCAGAGCUUGGCCAAGCGAAAUGGCGCCCCUCCCCCUGAGGACCCGCAGGGGCCCAGGCUGCCAGCCAACCCACUGGCUUCACUCCCCAAGGCAGCGCCCAGGCGCCACCGAAACCUGGGAAGGCUGGAGGCGGCAUCCCCCUCCUCCUGCUCUCAGUGCAUCAGUCCCGGGCCCCACUCCCCUUCCCCACGCAGGGCCUCCUUGUCGGGAGCCCCGGCUCUCGAGCGCUGUCCCCCCUUCUCCUCUGCUUCAGCGCCCAGCUCUCGAGUGCAGUCCCCCGUGGGGCCCAGGAUGUGCUCGCCCCCUCCAGGAGGAGCCCAGCCCUGCACCUUCACACCUCUGGGGGUCCACCUGCAGAGGCAGCCCCCUGCCCCCGUGGCACACCCUGAGCUCCGGACACCAGGCUUCCCCUCUCCCGCAUCCUGCUUGAGGGCCCAGAGGGGCCUCCUCCCCAGCAGCAGGCCAUCCGAAGGGCCAGCCCCAAAUGAGGACCAGGAAUCAUCAGGUGGCCCCCACAAUGGCUCCGAGACCUCGUCCAGGAGUGCCCCCCACUCCCACGAACUAGGCAGCAUCAGGUGGCCCAACGUGCCGGACCUGUGCUCGAAAUACGUCAGCCAAGAGGGGUGGCCAGGCCCCCAGAGACUGCAGCCUGAGGUGGGGGAGCACUGCCCCAAACAGGGACCCCCCACAAGCCUGGACACAGCUCGGUUCCCUGAGAAGGCUCCUCAGAAGGCCAGCUACUCCACCACCGUCAACAUCCAGAUUGGGGGCAGCGGCAGGGUGGCCUCGUUCAGCAAUGCCCAGGUCAGCCUGACUCACCCGCUUUCGGCCACACUGGAGCAGCUGGGCAGCCUCCGGAGGGUCAACAGCGGGGUGGCCGAGUCGUCACUGAAACCGGGAACCUGACGCAGCAGUGGCCGGAGGUGCCAGCGGAGCCCAAUGCCCUGGUGGUGCUGGCUGGAACUGGCCCUGGCAGUGCAGCCAGACGGGAGGAUGGAGAAGCCGGCAGGCAGGAGCAUCUCAAGAUGAAAUCCAGAGGUGUGAGAGGUUGGCAACAGCCAGCAGGUCAGCUUCUGGGGGAGGAGAAGACAGUGAAAAUGUGCCGGACUCCGGAAGAUCACGAGAAGGACCUCGCCCCCUACCUCCUCGCCAGAUGGAGCCCCCAUUGGUCUCGCCACCUUGAGAGAGGACCAUCUGGCUGGGGCGGGAUCGAACUGGGUUUGUUGGUGGUAGCAGGAAGACUGGGCAAGGGUAAAGCAAAGCAAACAAUCCUGGGGAUGGGGAAAGGUUGCGUUUUAGAAAUUCCCUGUUGUAUUGCUUCCCUUUGUACUGGUUCCAAGUCCUUUUGAAAAGAGAAAACUGUGGAAUGAA
Messenger RNA from Candoia aspera, 5786 nucleotides. RefSeq names its product pleckstrin homology and RhoGEF domain containing G2 (gene PLEKHG2). Gene Ontology annotation, biological process: regulation of actin filament polymerization. NCBI's taxonomy places the organism in Eukaryota, Metazoa, Chordata, Lepidosauria, Squamata, Candoiidae. Gene Ontology annotation, molecular function: guanyl-nucleotide exchange factor activity; small GTPase binding. The record is from RefSeq and is a predicted model, not a curated record. The transcript has 18 exons. Bases 60 to 5321 code for a protein of 1753 amino acids.